This is a messenger RNA of Caenorhabditis angaria, 632 nucleotides long. Lineage: Eukaryota; Metazoa; Nematoda; Chromadorea; Rhabditida; Rhabditidae. The record is from the annotation of a GenBank genome assembly.
AUGUUCAUCAAUAUUAUGGCAAGUAUUGAUUCCGAGCAUAUUUUUGUGUAUUGUGCAUUUGUUGACUCAAAGAAAACACUCAAAUAUGUGAUAUUCCCUCUAGGAAUUCCUGACAAACUUGUAAGAUAUUUUUGAAAAUGAUGAGUUUUAAUAUCAUGAGGUGCAGCCAGAAUGCGAGUGGUUGCACCAAACAUGAAGCCAAAUAGCAAUGGAAUAAACAACCAAAACAAUAUUAUUCUUGAUUCAAAUGUUAUUAAAGAUUUGUUUUUUGUUAAAACUAGAAAACGAUAGAUGAAUAAGACUGGAAAAAUUCCUAAAGAUAUUCCAAACAUUCCAGUAUAACAUGGCAAUAAAAUUCUCAUUGUUUUUGGUGAGAAAUAUAUGUUGGUUGCGUAAAGAACAAGCAUUGAAUCAAAUGUGAAGCAGCUCUGAAGAUUAUAAUUUGUUCUUGUUAAAUAUUUUGAUAACUUACAGGUGCUAUAAUAAUAUCCAGAAUAGCAAAAGAGAGCUCAUAAAUUGAAGUGUAACCCAAAAGAACUUUGUAGGAUCCCAUAAACUUUGUAGAUUUGAAAAUUAUCAAGAAUAUAAGAAAGAUAUUAGCAAUUAUCGAAAAGGUUGAUGAGAACACUUGA